Prunus armeniaca (apricot) is the source of this 1086-nucleotide messenger RNA. The record is from the annotation of a GenBank genome assembly. NCBI's taxonomy places the organism in Eukaryota, Viridiplantae, Streptophyta, Magnoliopsida, Rosales, Rosaceae.
AUGGAGCAAAAAACCAACCUCCUCCUUAUACUCUUGUUCUCUUCCGCCUCCUUGUUAACUCUACCAAUUCCAACCACUGCAUCUCAACCUAUCUCCGCUGUUUUCGCCUUCGGCGAUUCUACGCUGGAUUCAGGCAACAACAACCGCCUCCCCUUCACGCUUUUCAAAAGUGACCACAAACCCUACGGCAAAGACUUGCCAAACCACGUCCCUUCCGGAAGGUUCUCAAAUGGAAAGCUCGCAACAGACUUCAUGAUCUCCAAACUCGGCCUCAAGGACCUCCUGCCCGCUUACUAUGACCCGAAACUGACCGAUCGUGACUUGCUGACGGGUGUCAGUUUCGCGUCCGGAGGUGGCGGGCUGGAUGAUUUGACCUUGGCCGUGUCCAAGGCCACGAGUAUGUCGAAGCAGUUGGAGGCCUUUGAUGAAGGGUUGGGGAGGAUGAGGAAAACUGUUGGGGAACAGAAUUGUAGCGAGAUUGUGAAAAACGCUGUGUUUGUGAUCAGUGUUGGUACAAAUGACAUGGUGUUUAAUAUGUACGAGUUGCCUGUGACUAUUAGGAAAAUUGCGUUUUCACCUUCAGAGUACCAGGAUUUUCUGCUCCGGGCACUUGGAUCUUUCGUUCAGAACCUAUACAAGAGGGGAGCAAGAAGGUUCCAGGUGGCGAGUCUUCCACCAAUCGGAUGCCUGCCAAUGCAGCUGACAAUAGGCAGCAUCUUCAAUGGGCUUCGCCGUGUGUGCGUGGACCAGCAAAACAAGGACUCUCAGGCCUACAACACCAAGCUCCAAGACCUGAUCUCAAGGUUGCAAGCCUCACUUUCUGGUUCCAGGCUCGCCUAUUUUGACACCUACAAUCCCAUUAUGGACAUGUUCUCCAACCCAGACAAAUAUGGGUUUUCACAAACACAUGAAGGAUGCUGUGGAACAGGGCUGGUAGAGUUGGGCCCUUUGUGCGGCGAGCUUUCAUUGACAUGUCCAGACGCUUCUAAAUUUCUGUUCUGGGAUUCGAUGCAUCCUUCCCAAGCAGCAUACUCCGUUCUUGCUGACAUGGCUCAAAAGACGGUGUUACCCUAUCUUAUCGCUUAA